Molecule: messenger RNA, 1410 nt
Organism: Parascedosporium putredinis
Lineage: Eukaryota; Fungi; Ascomycota; Sordariomycetes; Microascales; Microascaceae
Source: the annotation of a GenBank genome assembly
AUGUGCGGAGGAGACGCGAUCCCCAACGGUGCCAAUGGCCAUGCCAACGGCGAGACUGUUACCAAUGGCCAGAACGGCACGACCAACGACCUAUCCGGCCAUAGCAGCCACCCCAAGCCUACUGCCCCCGCCACCAACCCUUACGCACCUGUCCACGAUGCGCUCUCUAACGUGGCCAGCUACAAGCUGAUCGAGUCCACUCUUCGUGAGGGCGAGCAGUUUGCCAGCGCCUUCUUCGAUACCGAAACCAAGAUUAAGAUUGCCAAGGCUCUCGAUGAGUUUGGCGUCGACUAUAUCGAGCUGACUUCGCCUGCGGCGUCCGAGCAGUCCCGCAAGGACUGCGAGGCUAUCUGCAAGCUCGGUCUCAAGGCCAAGAUUCUCACUCACGUCAGGUGCCACAUGGACGAUGCUAGGCUCGCUGUCGAGACUGGUGUAGACGGACUCGAUGUUGUCAUUGGCACCUCGAGCAUCCUCCGUGAGCACUCUCACGGAAAGGAUAUGGAGUACAUCAUCAAGACCGCCGUCGAGGUCAUCAACUACGUCAAGUCCAAGGGCCUCGAGGUCCGUUUCAGCUCCGAAGACUCUUUCCGAAGCGAUCUUGUCGAUCUCCUCUACCUUUACAAGGCCGUCGAUAAGGCCGGUGUACACCGCGUUGGUAUCGCCGAUACCGUCGGUUGCGCUACUCCCCGCCAGGUCUACGACCUCGUAAGGACCCUUCGCGGCGUUGUUUCUUGCGAUAUCGAGACCCAUUUCCACAACGACACUGGCUGCUGCAUUGCCAAUGCCUACUGCGCUCUUGAGGCCGGUGCUACUCACGUCGACGUUUCCGUUCUCGGUAUCGGUGAACGCAACGGUAUUACUCCCCUCGGUGGUCUCCUUGCCCGCAUGGCGGUCAGCGCCCCUGAGUACACCAAGAGCAAGUACAAGCUUCACAUGAUCAAGGAGAUUGAGGAUAUGGUCGCCGAGGCUGUUGCUAUCAACACCCCCUUCAACAACCCUAUCACCGGUUUCUGCGCCUUCACCCACAAGGCCGGUAUCCACGCCAAGGCCAUUCUUAACAACCCCAGCACGUACGAGAUUCUCGACCCUGCGGACUUCGGCCUGACCCGCUAUGUCCACUUCGCGUCCCGUCUCACUGGCUGGAAUGCCGUCAAGACCAGAGUAGCGCAGCUCGGUCUCGUCAUGAACGACGAGCAGUGCAAGGAAGUAACCGCCAAGAUCAAGGCUUUGGCUGACAUCAGGCCUAUCGCUAUCGACGACGCCGAUUCCAUUAUCCGAGGAUACCAUCUUCAUCUUCAGGACCAGCACACGGUCCAGAAGACCACACCUGCCCUCGAGAACAUCGAUGCCCCUGUAGAUAGCACGGUGCUUUCUGCCGAGACCGCCGAGGCGCCGGUACCUGCCCAGUAA